This is a messenger RNA of Dromaius novaehollandiae (emu), 6741 nucleotides long. It is a transcript of the gene DSTYK, whose product is annotated as dual serine/threonine and tyrosine protein kinase. The transcript is spliced from 13 exons. Gene Ontology annotation, biological process: positive regulation of fibroblast growth factor receptor signaling pathway; cellular response to fibroblast growth factor stimulus; positive regulation of ERK1 and ERK2 cascade. The record is from RefSeq and is a predicted model, not a curated record. Gene Ontology annotation, molecular function: protein kinase activity; ATP binding. Gene Ontology annotation, cellular component: cytoplasm. NCBI's taxonomy places the organism in Eukaryota, Metazoa, Chordata, Aves, Casuariiformes, Dromaiidae. The coding region runs from base 221 to 3010 and encodes 929 amino acids.
AGGUUCCGCUGCGCACGCAGCGCGGCUUGCUGCGGCGCUGUCCGUGAGGAGGAAGGCGGCGGCGGCGGGGGCAGGGGAGGCGGGAGGGUGGGGGGGGGAACGAGGAGAGGCCCGGCUGCCGGGGCCGCGCCGCUCCCUCCGGGAGGGCGGAGACGGCAGCCUGGCAGGGGCCGAGUGUCCCCCGCGGUGGGGAGGGGAUAGCGGAGCGGACCCGGAGGACAUGGAGGGCGAAGGAGCGCCUUCAUGGCGGGGUCCCGGCGGCGGCGUGGUCCGCGAGCUCUGCCGCUCCUUCGGCCACUACAACCGGCACCUGGCGCGGCUGCAGCACAACCUGCGCGAGACCAGGAAGUUCUUCCGCGACGUCAAGUACUCCCAGGGCCACCCCUUCGCCGCCGUCGGCGAGGGCCUCCCCGCCGGGGAUGGGGCCCCCCGCGACGGCCCCGCGCCGAGCGGGCAGAACUUCAUUUCCUUCCCUCGCCAUGAGGAAGAGCAUCUCCAGCGGACUGUGAGCUGGCACCCUUGCCUUCUGGUUCUUGGCCAGAACUGUAAUGCCAAAUGCCAGUUACUCAACAUGCUCCUGGGUGAGAAGCUGCUCCCUACUACCAAGAUCAGCAGCGAGGAGAAUUGUAAGAGGCGACGGAUCCGUUUUACACAUGGGAUGCAAACACGGGUUAGUCUAGCGCUGCCUGAGCAGUAUGAACUGGUCCAUAUGAUGGCAGCCCACCGAGGGCAGUGGGACACUAUACCGGAGGAGGACUUAGAAAUUCGUGGGGACAGUGAAGAUCCUGCUCACCGGAUAGCGGAGCUGGAGGUCAUGCUGCCAUACUCGCUUCUAAAGGAAGUGGAUGUUGUGGUAGCACCAUGUCGUGGGUUCCAGUCUGCCGAAGCCACCUUGGGAGAAUAUGUGAACCAUGUCUUGCCUGUUGUCAUCUUUGCCAUCAGUGAGGCUGAACUUUCUCCAUCAGAUGAGAAUGAACUGCGCGAAAUCAAAGAGAAAUUCUCUUUGCCCAUUUUCUUCUUCAAAGUGCCAGAGUCAGGGGCUGAGCUGAUCUCUCCCAAAAAAACUGAUAAUGAAAAGUCCUCUCUUUACUGCCAGCUGAUGGACUUGGAGUACCUGAGUACCAGCCACUGCAGCUGCGGGGCUCCCGGUCCUGAUGCCAAUGCUCAAAGCAUGCUGGUGGAGCAGUUUGAGAAGCUCCGUCUUCUAAGCACUUUUUCCAGGCAGGUGCUUCAGAAGCAUCUUGUGGAAGCAGCCACCAGUUUAAAUGAGGUGCACUGCCGCUGCUUGAACAUCUUCAUCAAUCAGGCUUUUGACAUGCAGCGAGACCUGCAAAUCACCCCCAAGCGGCUGGAGUAUACCCGCAGGAAGGAGAAUGAGCUCUAUGAGUCUCUGAUGAACAUUGCCAACCGUAAACAAGAGGAGAUGAAGGACAUGAUUGUAGACACUCUUAAUAAUAUGAAAGAGGAGCUCCUGGAAGAUGCUGCUACUAUGGAAUUCAAAGACAUCAUAAUUCCUGAGAAUGGGGAACCUGUUAGUUCCAAGGACAUAAAGUGUUGUAUUAAACAAAUCCAGGAACUGAUUAUUUCCCAAUUAAACCAAGCAGUUGCCAACAAGUUAAUUAGUUCAGUGGACUAUCUGCGAGAGAGCUUUGUAGGGACGCUGGAGAGAUGUCUGAAGAGCCUGGAGGAGUCUUGGGAUGUUUCGGUACAUACUGCAAGGAGUUUGGAGAAGUCAAAGGAUGCUUCUGUACACAUCACAAGCAAUUAUCUCAAACAGAUACUAAAUGCAGCCUAUCAUGUUGAAGUCACUUUUCACUCUGGCUCAACGGUAACCAGGAUGCUGUGGGAACAGAUCAAACAGAUAAUCCAGCGGAUUACGUGGGUCAGCCCACCUGCCAUCACCAGUGACUGGAAAAGGAAAGUUGCUCAAGAUGCUAUUGAGAGCCUCAGUGCUUCCAAGUUAGCCAAGAGCAUUUGCAGCCAAUUCCGGACCAGGCUAAACAGUUCCCAUGAGGCUUUUGCAGCUUCUCUACGACAGUUAGAAGAUGGCCAUUCUGGCAGGCUGGAGAGAACGGAAGACCUGUGGCUGAAGGUGCGGAAAGAUCACGCUCCUCGGCUAGCACGUCUCUCGCUGGAGAGCAGGUCCCUCCAGGAUGUGCUCUUACAUGGCAAGCCAAAGUUGGGCCGUGAGCUGGGCCGAGGACAGUAUGGCGUGGUGUAUCUGUGUGACAGCUGGGGAGGGCAUUUCCCAUGUGCACUGAAAUCUGUUGUUCCUCCAGAUGAGAAACACUGGAAUGACCUUGCACUUGAGUUUCACUAUAUGAGGUCUCUACAGACACAUGAGCGGCUAGUACAUCUCCAUGGUUCUGUAAUAGAUUAUGGCUAUGGAGGAGGUUCCAGCAUUGCUGUCCUAUUGAUAAUGGAACGGUUGCACAGAGACCUCUAUACAGGACUAAAGGCUGGGCUAGAAUUAGAAACACGAUUACAGAUUGCCUUGGAUGUGGUUGAAGGAAUCCGUUAUCUUCACAGUCAGGGACUUGUGCACCGGGAUAUCAAACUUAAAAAUGUCUUGCUUGACAAAAAGAAUCGAGGCAAAAUCACUGACUUGGGGUUCUGUAAACCGGAAGCCAUGAUGUCUGGCAGUAUUGUGGGCACACCCAUUCACAUGGCUCCUGAGCUCUUUACAGGAAAGUACGAUAACUCAGUGGAUGUUUAUGCAUUUGGUAUUCUGUUUUGGUACAUUUGUUCGGGACAUGUAAAGUUACCAGAAGCGUUUGAGAGAUGUGCGAGCAAAGACCACCUUUGGAACAAUGUUAGAAGAGGAGUUCGCCCAGAGCGUCUUCCAGUGUUUGAUGAGGAAUGCUGGCAGCUGAUGGAAGCUUGCUGGGAUGGAGACUCCUCCCAGCGCCCUCUCUUGGGGAUUGUUCAACCUAUGCUGCAGGGGAUCAUGGACAGGCUCUGCAAGUCAAGCUCUGAGCACCCAAAUAAAGGGUUGGAUGACUCUACUUGAAAAGGAAGCACAGAAGAAUUUAAUUGUGAGAGAAUUCUGAACCCCGAACUCUGCAGAUGGCUUCUUCAGAUGUAGCUCUUUGUGGCUAACAUGAGUGGGACAGGUAAUAGCAACCCAAAGAUUGCUCAUAGAGGUGAGACCCCAGGGACGUUCCAUCUUGAGUAGCAGGCAGGGAAGUCUCCCCUGGUAUACCCCAUUGAUGCUAGUUACCCUGCUGCAGCUUUUAUUAGAGUUGAGCAAAUAAGAUAGAAAAUCCAUGCCCUUGGACUGAAAGGGAUUUUUGCCAAUCCCACAAACUCCAAUCAAAGAAAAGCAUCUUGUGUUUCAGGUAGCAUCUGAGUUGCCAGGAGUUGAUCCUGACAGUCUUUACUCAGUGGUUGAAACAAAAGCUCUCUUCCCAUUAACUGGCGGUCCUGGGUGGCCUUCAGUCCACACACAGCUAUCCCAAUCACUUAUAGAUUGGCACCAGUUAUAGUGCAGUGGGAGAGGAAAGAGAAAGCAGAGGCCUUAGGCUAGAAGGGGUUAGAGAAUAGGAGUGUCUAUUUGUAUUAGCUUCUUGCAACACUCAAAAUGUUUACAUUGACAGGAGCAAAGCUUCCAUGUUUUACCUAAGGGGGAAUUAUCCACUGUUCCAUUGCAGUGAAAAUACCCUGAGUUAUAAGCUAUUUAGCUCUUAUGUAUCCUUCACCUCUCACUUCUGUAAACAAGCUCUUUUCUGGUAAUUCUGCUUCAUAAUAGUUGCUAGAAGUCUGACCAAACUUGACCUUUACUACAGUAUUCUGGUAAAACGGUAAGACUGCUCAGAGAUUGCACUGUAAUACAGAAACAUAAAGUCAUUACCAUGGGGAAAAAGCCAAUUAAUUUUAAUUAAAUCUGGUUUUCGAAUUAGUUGUAAAGGCAAUGACAAUUUUAAAUUGUGCUAACUAUUGACAGACAGUUUUAAAAAUAAGGUUUCUUCAGUUUUUUUUUAAAGUCACAUGCUUGGUGAGAGCAUACUUGAGGGAAAACAGGCCAUUCUUCAGUAGCUGUGUAUUGUGGCUGUGUCUGUUCAUCCAGUUGCUUCACUUUGGGAUCUCUAUUUUGGUUGCAUUGAAAAGAAUAAAAAUAGGGGUGGGAGGGAGGCAAAUCCUUUCCUAAGGAAGGCAUAGGUUGGGAUGCUCCUGGUGCCCUUAUGAAGAGGGCUCCUUCUGAAAACACCCUUGCCCCUUGUCUUUUGCAUUUCUGGGGCAAGGUUGAUCUUAAUGUAACAUACCAAUGGGGUGGAGGUUGAAAUAGAAAAUGCACCUUGUUUAAUACAUGAGGAAAUACUGAGUUGGCAAGUUUCUCCCUGGGUUUGCUGCUCCUCCCAGCUGUGGGGGAUGGGCAGGAAAGCUAGCAUGCUGUGUCCAAAAUUGUGCAGGCAUGUGGAAUUACUGCACCUUGCUGCUGGAAUUUAUUGGCUGGUGCACAGCAAAAUUACAACCAAUAGUCUGCCUGUUGAACAGCUUGAACAAAGGAAAGGGAUAAAUAACCCUGCAGUGUUAGCUUAGCUUAAAUCUUCCUUUCUUUGUGCAAUAAACUGAAUGCUUUUAAAAAAACAAACCCUUUUUUAUUUACCUGCACAUGUGGGCAUUUUUCUGGCCUGUGAUGGCAUUAACAGUAUAGUUGUAUACAGAUAGUAGCGUCUCCAACUACUCCAGCUGAAAGUGCAGCAACUGCAAACCACAUGCACAGAAGAACGAAUACUUUUCCAAAGUAGAAUUGUUAGGUGUUUCACUGCCUUGGUGUGUACAUUCAUGCCACCAAUGAUAUUAACAGUAUUAACUCUUGUUACUGUGUGUGGUGGCUAUGAACCUUAUUUAAAACUGGGAGAGUCAAGGUCAGUCUCUUGCAAUUAACAGUUUGUGUAAAUAAUGUGUAUGAAUAAAAUUUAAAUCUCUGUAUAUGCAAUUCCAGAAAUGUCUUGUAUAGCUUUUCCUGUGUAGCUAUUUCCAGACACUUAUCUGGUGCCUUUUUAAUGUUGUAUGUAGCUACCUUGAUGUCUUUCUGUUUGGUUUGUCUUUUUGCAUGUGCAGCAUCUUAGACCUCCAGGUUUUCCCCAGCUUAGUACAGCUACUUCUCUGCAUUUUUUUUUUUCUGUUGGGUAUAAAGUCUUUCUGACUAGACUUGUUUUGAGAGAUUUCACGCUCCCUGUUUAUCUUUAAAACUAGUGGGGGUUCUUCCUCAUUAGAGCAAGGAAAACAAGGUGAAUAAAUUAUAACUUUAUUAAAAGAUUCCACAAACUGUAACCACAGACAUCUGUAUGGAGUUAUAUGGCAAGAUUGUAAAGCAUAACUCAUAUGUUAACCUUGUGCAGUUGGACUGAGUAGCUAUUCUUUGUUGAAAUGAGGCUACUUUUGUAACCUUAAUCUACUGAAGAUGUUUAUUACAGUACACUUUAAUAUUAGGUUUUUAAGAAGGUACCCAUAUCUUAUGCAUUAUACAGCUUACCAAGUGUAAUCAGGUACUGGACUAGCUUCUGUUGUGUAAGGACACACAUCAGCGAGUGCUGUUACAGUAGUGUCAUGUAUUAUCACUUAAACAGCACAAGCUAAAUCACUUUUGCUGAGGCUGACUUCUGUGAACACUGACAAAUAAAUCCUCUCCCCCCUCCCUUCCUGUAGACCCAUCCCUUUGGAAGAUGCCUGGGUGGAGUUCAGGCCUACAAUGAUUUGAAAAAAGCUUUGUUUACAAAGGUUCCUGUGAGGUUUACAUGCUGCCACUGCUCAAGUGGCUGUAGCUGGUGCUUUGAUAGAAGAGUCUCUAGAUGAUGCAUAGGAAGCAGAAGAUACAGCUGCAAGGUUAAAUUAUAGACUUGAAAGGUGCUAGUAAGUUACUGUGCAGUUGGGAUUUAUCCCCUGUCCAGCUUUAAGCCAGCCACUCCUCUGCUAUACCCUUUCCUUGCAAACACUACAUUUAGCAUUUUACCCAGCUUGUCUCACUCUCUAAAUCCAGUGAUGAUAAAUUGUGAGGAUGCCAAAGCUCUCCAGACUGUGCCGUACUGUUGUUGCUCACUGUAUCUUGCUGCCAAAUGAGAAGUGUAUCUGGACCUGCAGGACACUUUGAAUGGGCGGGCUGGAGGACCAAAUGCUUACCUGAAUUCAGAGGAUUUUAUUAAUUACACUAAAUGGCUUGCUCAUCUUCUGCCUGGAAAGCAGACAUCAAGGUUACCUGUAAGGGGGGCUGGAGGGUGGUUGGCUCUUCCCUUCUAUCCCCCCCCAGGAGCUGGCAAAGACCCUUGUGCCGUUGCAGUGCCAGCACAGGGCGGGCAGCUGCUCCUACAGCCAACCGCAUUCUUCGGUCCUGCUAAUUUUAGCUUAAAGAAGUUGCACAAAGUAACUUUUUGUAGGUAGUGCUGCCCCUUUUCAGGGGAAAACAGAAGUGUAUCUAUGUUACCCCCCCCCCCCCCCCCAAGGGUCUUAAAGUAGCACUAGUGUUCAGCCCUGCGUGCUUUUCGCAGGGGUGCCCUUGGCCUGGUGCCCGAGCUGCGGGGAACCUCCAGGGUCUGGGGAAGGGGGCAGGCAGGCGCGGGCCCCGUGCAGCCCCUGUAACGCCGCUGGGGUUCUGUAUCGCUGCUUCGUGUGUUAUUUUAAAGGACUAAUGUGUAUUUACGGUGUCAUAGGAAAAUGUAACGAACUUACCAAGCGCGUAGGAAGAAAAAAAAAAAAAGUGCAAUAACGAGAAUGACCGAAUAAACCGAUUUUGUAUGUGGA